UACAACUGUUUAAAUGUAAUCAUAUACUGUUCAAAGUAAAUAAACAACAAGUACAUUAUAAGUAAUCCAAAUAUGUGAAUUAUUGGAUCCAAAUAUAAAAGAUUUAAUUAUGAAUUCUAUGAUUUCUAAUGAAACGUGGAAUUCAUCUGUUUGGAAUCAAUCACAAAUUUUAGCAUCACUAUCAUCAUUCCCAUCAUCGUCAUCAUCAUCAUCUUUUUUAGUAGUCACACAAGUUGAUGUUACAGAUUUACAAGUUUAUGUAAUACUUAAACAUUAUUUACCAAUUCCAAUAUUUAUUGUUAGUAUAUUAUGCAUUUUAGUCACAUUGAUUGCAGUUACACAACGUGGUUUAUGGCGAACUACAGUUACAUAUAUUAUUGUAUUAGCUAUUGUUGAUUUAUUCACUUUAAUAUCAUUAUGUAUACUUUCUAUGGAUUUUUUUAUUAUACCAGCUUUACCUGAAGGAUUAUUUACAAGAGUUUAUUUUCUAGUUGAAACAAUAUUGGGUGAAUUAGUUGAUACAUUAUUAUUAAUAUCAAAUUGGUUAACUGUACUUAUUGCUACUGAACGUUAUCUUGCUGUAUGUCAUCCAUUAAAAGUACGUUUUAUCGACUGUAAAUAUCGACGUAUCUUUAUUAUACUUGUUAUUUUCUUUAGUGUAUUAAUCAAACUACCCGGAUUUAUUAUAUUAGGAUAUGCAAAAGAGAUUAAUUCAUCAUAUACUAUUAUAAUAUUUAGAAAGAUUUAUAUAUGGAUAGUACAAAUUUUAUUAUUUUUAAUAAUUCCAUUUAGUAUAUUGACAUUUGUCAAUGUACGUCUAAUACAAACUGUACGUAAUUCAUUACAAUUAAUUAAUCAACGAGGUAAAAAAACAAAUAAAGAAUCAAUUUUAUCUUCAAAUUCUACUCAAAGUGAUACUGGAAUAAUGCGUAGAAUUACAUUAUGUUAUCCAUAUUUAUCUUGUUGUAUUUCAUCUACUUCAAAUAAUAUUUAUUCAUUUCAUCAAUGUUCCAAUUCAUUUUAUAAAAUAUUUUGUUGUAAUUGUUAUAAUUUAUCAACGAAACCGGUAAAUAAUUGUCAACUUCAACAUAAUCAACAACAAUCAAAUCAAUCAAAGAGAAUUUCAAAGAAAAAUGAAUUAGUUCAAGUGAAUGAUUCAUCACCAGUAACAAGUCCAACAAGUUUAACAGCAAGUGAACCUACAGGUGCUCAAUUAGGACGUACUCAAAGAGAAGAGAAAAAGAUUACAAUUACAUUAAUUUGUUUAAUUGUAACAUUUUUUAUUUGUCAAGGUCCAUUUGUAUUAACAACUGUCAUUAUGCGUUUUAGUAGUACAGGAUUUUAUUUAUCUGAUACAAAUAAAAUUAUUAAUAACACUUUAUUAUUAUGUAAUACAUUUACAGAUCAAAAUCAUAUUGAAACAAUAACACCAAAUAAACCAUUUGGUUUUGUAGAUUAUAUAAAUCCUAUAUCUGUGAUUGCAUUAGCUUUAAAAAGUGAUUUAUCAUUUUUCUUUUAUUGUUGGUUUUGUGAUCGAUUUUUAUUAGCAUUGAAAAAAAUAACACAUAAUAAAUGUUGGCCAAUAUUGAAAAGAUACAAUUUUCACAACACUCAUCAUCGUCAUCAUCAACAUCAUCAUCAUCAUCAUCAUCGUCAUCGGCAUCUUCAUCAUUAUCAUCAAAAAUGUAGUAGUCAUCCACAUUUACAAAAAUUAACUAAAUCUCAUCAAAAUGAACAAAAAAAUAUUAUUGAAUUAAAUAUGCCAUCAAGUGGUAGCCUACCAGCUGAAUAUCGAUUACCACAUCAUCAUUAUAAAGAUGGUGGUGAAUAUUAUCAAUAUCGUAUACCUAUUGAUAUGGUUACUAAUCAGCAUAAAAUUAUAAAAUAUAAAAAACCUGCACCUUUACCAUUUAAUUUAUCUAAACAUAAUAAAAUGAAAAAGAAAUCUGUAAUUAAUUUACCAAUGAAUGUAAAAAUUUCAUGGUCAUCUCCAAGUUGUUCAGAUAAUUCAUAUAAAUGUUCGUCAUCACCUAAAAAGAAAGGUUCUUCUUCAUUUGGUUGUUCAAAAAAAUAAAUUAAAUUUUGUAAAUAAUAUAAAAAUAAACAAAUCGAUAAAGUGAUAAUUGUUGUGAUUGAUUGAGUUUUUCAUGUUUAUUUUUAAUUUAUAUAUCUAUGUACAUGAUUAUUUAUGAUCAUAAGAUGCUUAUAAAAUGUCUUUUAUUUAUGACUUCUAACGCCGUAAAUUAUUGUUAACGAUAUUUAUUGUGGAUGAAUCGAUUACUGAACAUGAUUUCAUACUGUUGAUCUUGUGAAGAGGUUAUGUUUCAUAAGUUACUUGACACAUUUGUUCCGAUCGUAUUGUGUUUUCUAAUAUGAAUGGUUAAUAUAUGAAGGUUUUUAAUAUCGUUUCUAGACAACAUCACAACUUUAUAUUAUACUUGAAAUUGAUUUGUUUAUUUAACCUAAAGUGUUCAAUCAGUUUGUUUUGAUAACCUUAUCAGUGAAUUGCUGUUUGCCAAGGUUUCGUCAACAUUAUUCAUCUCUGUAUUAUUGUUGAGCAGUUUGUUUUAUUAGUUGACCUUGUUCGUAUAAUACCGUAACUAGGGUCUCUAUUGAUAUUCUGUAGGCUAAAGAUGAAUCGGAAAUGUCAAACUUCAAGAAAAUCUAUGGCAUUCUUUGAAUCUCUUCUAUCCAGAAUUUUGAUUUGGUUUUAAUACUUGAAAAGAAAAAGAGGCAAAUUUUUGAAAAGUAUAGAUAAAUUCAAUUGUCUGUUAACGAUAAAUUAUAAAAGAAUUCACCUGAAUAAUUAUAGUAACUAAUCGAUUGUGAAAGUGUUUCUUAGUUUGUUUAUUUUAAUUCAAUAAAUAAACAACAU
Messenger RNA from Schistosoma bovis, 2875 nucleotides. The record is from the annotation of a GenBank genome assembly. Lineage: Eukaryota; Metazoa; Platyhelminthes; Trematoda; Strigeidida; Schistosomatidae.